CUAGAUGUUGCUAUCAUCGCAUGUGAUCUCCGCGGCGCUCCUGCUGCCGCACAGCCCUGCGCCCGGCGCGCAGCUGUCGGUGCGGCGUCCGUCCCGGGCGGCGUCGCCUCUGCUCGCUGAGAAUGCCGAGACGCACGCCACGCUGAUCCUGCUGCGGCACGGCCAGUCUGUGUGGAACGAGGCAAACCUAUUCACGGGCUGGGCGGACGUCGGUCUGACGACGCUGGGGAAGAACGAGGCCGCGCAGGGUGCCACCGCGCUGUGGAGGGAGGGGCACACCAUCGACGUCGCAUACACAUCGCUCCUCAAGCGCGCGCAGCAGACGCUCGAGAUCGUGCUCAAGAUCACGGGGCAGGAGGACGUGACGGUGCACCGCAACUGGCGGCUGAACGAGCGCAUGUACGGCGGACUGACCGGUCUCAACAAGAAGGAGACGGUCGCCAAGUACGGCGACGACCAGGUCAAGCAGUGGCGCCGAUCGUACUCGCUCCCGCCGCCGCCGAUCGACACCGACUCAGAGUACUGGCCGGGGAAUGACAACAAGUACGCGCACAUCCCGACGGAGGAGAUACCGCUCUCCGAGUGCCUCAAGGACACGGUCGAGCGGUGCCUGCCGUACUGGGAGAGCGACAUCACGCCGGCCCUCAAGCGCGGCAAGACGGUGCUGGUGGCGGCGCACGGCAACUCGAUCCGCGGCAUCCUCAAGUACCUCGACGGCAUCUCGGACGACGAGAUCACCAGCCUCGAGGUGCCCACCGGCAUCCCGCUCGUCUAUGAGCUCGACGCGGACCUCAAGCCGCUCCAGAUGAGCGGCGCCGUCGCGCCCCUCUCGGGCCGCUUCCUCGCCGACCCAGAGGCGCUGAAGAAGGCGCAGGAGGAGGUUGCAAACCAGUCCAAGCUGCGCUACGGCGUGAAGUGAGGCGCCGCUUCGCCCAAAGGGAAGCCAGCCGCGCAAAGCGCCGCCUUCGCCGCCCCGGCAGCGCCAGCCCGGUCGGGCGGAGGCGCGCGGAGGCGGCGGCGCGGAGGCGGUGUCAGAUCGCCGCGAGGGACAGCUGCGAGAUGCAACCAGCCUCUCCGCUCUCGGACAAAUCGCCUCGCCCGGCUUCCACGGCUCUCCUGCUCCACUAACUACUGAGUACAUCGCGUAUCUGCUCGGAACUGCAUGCGUGCCGCGGCGGCGCGACUUGCUGCGUUUCUUUCUUUCUCCGGCGUUCUUUCGCUAGGGCGCUCGAAGCGAAAAGAAAACGU
Emiliania huxleyi CCMP1516 is the source of this 1248-nucleotide messenger RNA. RefSeq lists its product as hypothetical. The record is from RefSeq and is a predicted model, not a curated record. Lineage: Eukaryota; Haptophyta; Isochrysidales; Noelaerhabdaceae. Gene Ontology annotation, biological process: glycolytic process. The transcript has 4 exons. Bases 5 to 919 code for a protein of 304 amino acids. Gene Ontology annotation, molecular function: intramolecular phosphotransferase activity.